GGGGACGCCGGGCCGAGGCUUUUGCCAGGGAACAGACAGUUGUCGCCCCGCCCCUUCGGGGCUUUCUGUCCCGUUAACUGUCGGAGUGGCGGGGGCUUCAGCGCCUGGCGACAUGCCGGUGCGCUUCAAGGGGCUGAGUGAAUACCAGAGAAACUUUCUGUGGAAAAAGUCUUAUUUGUCAGAAUCCUGUAAUUCCUCUGUGGGGCGAAAGUACCCAUGGGCUGGACUUAGAUCAGAUCAAUUAGGGAUCACAAAAGAGCCAAGUUUUAUUUCAAAAAGAAGAGUCCCUUACCAUGACCCACAGAUUUCAAACUCUCUUAAGUGGAAUGGAGCUAUCUCAGAGAAAGAUGUUGUUGUAGCACCACAGCCUGCAGCCUGGGAAACACCAAAAUCGCAAGAGGAAGAACAAAAAGAUGUUACCCAAGGAAGAGUUCUCUCACUAGAAGCCUCCAGGGUUCCCAAAAGAACCAGAUCCCAUUCUACAGACUCCAGAGCUGAAGGGACUUCAGAUGUUGUGGAAAAUAAUGACGACGUAAUACCAAACCAUACACCGGUUAAUGCAAAUGUGGAAUUGGAACGUUCUACCAAGAUUCCUUCAGAAAAUGUAGAUAAUGGGGUUUUCCACAAUAAAAGCAAAUUUGUUCCACAAUUCAAAGGUAACUCAAUCAUCCAUGAAACUGAAUACAAAAGAAAUUUCAAGGGUUUAUCUCCAGUGAAAGAACCAAAAUUAAGAAAUGAUUUGAGAGAAAACGGAAAUCUUGAAACAAUAUCACCUGAAAAAAAGUGUAAUAAAACAGACGAUCCCUUAAAAUUAGAAGCAGAGAUGGAAUUAAAAGACUCAAACCAGCCUAAAAAGAAGCUUACUCCUUGGAAACAUCAAAGGCUUGGGAAGGUGAAUUCUGAAUAUAGAGCAAAAUUUCUGAGCCCAGCUCAAUAUUUAUAUAAAGCUGGAGUUUGGACACGUGUGAAGGAAAACAUGCCAAAUCAGGGUUCUCUAAAUGCCAUGUGGUAUGCAGAGGUUAAAGAACUGAGAGAGAAGGCUGAGUUUUAUAGGAAACGAGUUCAGGGAACACAUUUUUCUCGGGACCAUCUGAAUCAGAUUCUGUCUGAUAACAACUGCUGUUGGGAUGUCUCCUCGACAACAAGCUCAGAAAGAACCAUUAGUAGCAAUAUCAGAGCAUUAGAUCUUGCUGGAGAUACUACAAGCCAUAAGACUUUGCAGAAAUUUCCUUCUACGAAACUAGAAGAAAAAAGACAUACCUUGGAAGAGGAGCACCAGAAAACCACGGAGGAGAAAUUAGGUGUGUCCGGUGCUCCCACUGUACCUGUUAGAAGGCGCCUGGCCUGGGAUGCAGAGAACACCAGUGAAGACUUACAGAAACAGCCCAGAAAGGAAGAGAAGGAGGAGGAUGGGAAAAUGGACAAGCAGACAUAUAUAGGAGAGCUCGAGAAGUUGGACGUACAUGAGCAAUCUAAGGCAGACAAGAUAGAAGGGUCGGAUUCUUCUUCUGUUUCCUCAGGAAAAGGAGGCAGGCUUCCUACUCCAAAGCUGAGAGAACUUGGUGGAAUCCAGAGGACUCAUCAUGAUCUUACUACUCCAGCUGUUGGUGGUGCUGUUUUAGUGUCUCCAUCCAAGGUGAAGCUUCCAGCCCCAGAACAGAGGAAAAGAGUGUCCUCUCAGGAUUGUUUAGAAACUUCAAAGAAUGAUUUUACUAAGAAAGAAAGUUGUGCUAUAUCCCUACUGACUUCUCCAGCUGCUGGUAUAAAAACAAUUGAUCCCUUGCCUUUGCGGGAAGAUUCUGAAGCCAAUAUCCCCAAAUUAGCUGAGGCAACUCUUGCAGUUUCAAAAAUUCCAGAAUAUCCAACAAACACCCCUGGACAGUCACCUUCUCCACCCCAUGCGCCGUCCUACUGGCAUCCCUCUCGUCGAAUUCAGGGCUCUCUGAGAGAUCCAGAAUUUCAGCACAAUGAUGAGGACAGAUUGUCUGAGAUAUCUGCUCGCUCAGCAGCAUCUAGUCUUCGGGCUUUUCAAACUCUGGCACGAGCUAAGAAAAGGAAGGAGAAUUUCUGGGGUAAAACAUAA
This is a messenger RNA of Propithecus coquereli (Coquerel's sifaka), 2083 nucleotides long. It is a transcript of the gene SAXO6, whose product is annotated as Mdm1 nuclear protein homolog (mouse). Gene Ontology annotation, molecular function: microtubule binding. Bases 113 to 2083 code for a protein of 656 amino acids. The transcript has 13 exons. NCBI's taxonomy places the organism in Eukaryota, Metazoa, Chordata, Mammalia, Primates, Indriidae. The record is from RefSeq and is a predicted model, not a curated record. Gene Ontology annotation, biological process: negative regulation of centriole replication.